Carya illinoinensis is the source of this 4323-nucleotide messenger RNA. RefSeq names its product disease resistance protein RUN1-like. The transcript has 6 exons. The record is from RefSeq and is a predicted model, not a curated record. Gene Ontology annotation, biological process: signal transduction; defense response. Lineage: Eukaryota; Viridiplantae; Streptophyta; Magnoliopsida; Fagales; Juglandaceae. Gene Ontology annotation, molecular function: ADP binding. Bases 65 to 2797 code for a protein of 910 amino acids.
CUCGAUCUAUAAUUAUUGGACCUCUUCGUGAUACUAAUCUUGCAUACACAUCUGAUCGAUCAGGAUGAGCACUUCUUCCAUGGCCUUUCAAUUAGGAGCUUCUUCCUCUCUCUCAUUCUCUUCUUCUUCUUCCAUUCGUAGGUGGACUCACGACGUAUUCUUGAGUUCUAGAGGUACGGAUGUUCGCAAAUACUUUAUUUCUCAUCUAUACCAUGCUUUGUAUCGAAGGGGAGUCAACACUUACAUAGACAACAAUCUCGAAAAAGGAGAGGAAAUUUCGUCAGAACUUCUCAAAGCAAUUGAUGGAUCAAAGAUUUCUAUCGUUGUACUCUCUAAGAACUAUUCAGAUUCUAGAUGGUGUUUAGAUGAGCUAUUGAAGAUUCUUGAGUGCAAGGCAAUGGUGAAACAAAAUGUUUUACCCCUGUUCUACGACGUAAAUCCGUCAGAUGUACGACGUCAAAAAGGAAGUUUUGGAAAAGCAUUUGCUAGACUUAGAUUUGCUAUUAAUGAUGAAGUAAAGGUUACAAUGUGGGAGGCAGCUUUAAAAAAAGUAGGCAGUUUGGCCGGCGUCGUAUUAGGGGACAGGAAUGAAUCAGACUUUAUUUUGGACAUCAUUACAUGGGUGGACUCGAUAAUGAUAAAUCGUACAUCUCUUAAUGUUGCUAAGUAUCCGGUUGGAAUAAAGUCUCGUGUACGAGACAUUUAUCAGCGUUUAAGCUUGGAAAGGAAUGAUAUUACAUGCAUGGUAGGAAUAUGGGGAACCGGUGGAAUUGGUAAGACAACUAUUUCAAAAGAGAUAUAUAACAGGAUUUUUCAUCAAUUUGAAGGAAGUUGUUUCUUGAAAAACAUUAGAGAAUCUUCAAAAACAGGAGGUUUGAUUCGGCUACAAAAUACACUUCUUUAUGAGAUUUUGGGAGAAAAUUUGGAUGUUCGUGAUUGUGAUAGAGGCAUAAAUGUGAUCAGUCAUAGACUUCACUCUAAAAGAGUUCUCCUAAUUCUAGAUGAUGUGGAUGAGUUGAAACAACUAGAAACAUUAGCCGGAGAUCGUAAAUGGUUUGGUCCAGGAAGCAGAAUCAUCGUAACAACAAGAGAUCAAGAUUUAUUAAAUAUCUUUAAAGUUGAUUCAACAUACCAGAUGGAGAUUUUGGCAUACAGUGAAGCUCGUAAGCUCGUUAGCUUGCAUGCUUUCGAGAAAGAAGAACCACUUGACAGUUAUGCAGAAGUCUUUGAACAAGUAAUGCAAUAUGCUCGAGGUCUUCCACUAGCUUUAACAGUGCUGGGUUCAAAUCUAAAAGGUAAAACCAUUUGUCAAUGGGAAAGUGCAUUGGAUAAAUAUAAACAAAUACCCAACGAAAAUAUUCAGAGUGUACUUCAAGUAAGUUAUGAUGGACUGGAAGAAUGUGAUAAGGACAUGUUUCUUGAUAUUGCAUGUUUCUUCAAAGGACAACCUUUGGCUGAUGUCAUUAAAAUAUUUGAGAGUUGUAAUUUCCAUCCUAAUGAUGGUAUCCCGAAGCUUAUAGACAAGUGUCUUAUCACUGUUGGGUAUGAUAUUUGGAUGCACGACUUGCUACAAGACAUGGGCAGAGAAAUUGUUCGAAAGGAAUCACCCAAAGAACCAGGCGCACGUAGUAGAUUAUGGUGUCAUGAAGAUAUUCGCUAUGUACUAGAGGAAAAUACUGGAACAAACAAUGUUGAGGGGAUAAAAGUGGAUCUUCCUGUUGGUCAUGAUCAUGACACGAUAUGCCUGAGUCCCAAUGCGUUUAAGGAGAUGAAAAGACUCAGAAUUUUUAUAAGCCAUAAUGCACACUUUUCUGGAGAAUUUAAUUAUCUUUCUAAUGAAUUAAGAGUGCUUAAUUGGUCAAACUAUCAUUUACAAUCUUUGCCAUCCAAUUUUCGUGGAGAGAAGCUGGUUGUUUUUAAAAUGCAUGCAGGUUGCAUCAAGGAAAUCAUUACCGGGAAAUUUAAGAACUUGACGAAAAUGAAAUUUUCUAAGUGUAAGUUCUUAACCAGAAUUCCGGAUUUCUCGAGUUGCUCAAAUUUAGAGGAAUUGAGUAUUCUGACGUGUGAAAAUUUAGUUGAAAUUCAUGAUUCUGUUGGAUUCCUCAACAAGCUUGUUAGUUUGGGCCUUUAUGGAUGCCCUAACCUGAGGAGUUUUCCAAGGCGUCUCAAGUUGAGAUCUCUAAGAUACCUUGCACUUUAUGAUUGCUCAGAACUUCAAAACUUUCCACAAAUCGAGUGUAAAAUGGAAUUUUUAAGUUCCAUUCAUUUGGAGGGCACUCCAAUUAAAGAAUUGCCUUCAUCCAUUAUUGGGUACCUCACUCCUGCUAUUAAUUCGUUAUCUUUGAAACGAUGCACUUCUCGAUUGCAAAAUCGAAAUGAGCUUUGUCUUGGUGACUAUUCUAUAAAGCUUGAAGAAGAUGAACCAGAUUCAUCCGUUAAUGGAUGCUUCACUGGUAUUGACCAUUUAUCUAUAGAAGGAAGCCUAGUGCAUCUCCUAAUCAGCAUUCCUCACUUGCAACAUCUGAAGAGUCUUUCUCUCGCUAAUCAUCCAAAUAUUGCAAUAGAUGAAAUACAUUCAUCCAUUGGGUACCUCACUAGGCUUAAAAAGUUGCACCUGACAACAUCCCCAUUGGUUGAUGGGUUUUGGCCGUCGGUUUUUAAUAAUUGGUAUCUUGACGACUUUUCAGAUUAUUGCUCAUCCACUUUGCAAGAGUUAGAUCUAUCUGAAAGUAGUGCUAUUGUCAGCCUUCCUCCAAGUAUCAAAAGCUUUGUUGAAUGGGUUUUGUACCAACCCUGAUUUAUUCAUACUUAAAAUUUAAAUUAACACUGUUUUCAAUAAAAUCUACUUUUUGACCAAUCACAUCACAUUGGUGCACAGAUUAGUGCACAAUUGUGCUUGCAACUAUACUUUUCCUUGUUGAAUUGAGGAUUCUCAAUUUGAGGCAUUGCGACAACCUUAAAGAAAUUCUGCAUCUUCCACCAAAUAUACAAGAGCUAUAUGCUAGUGAUUGUCGCCGCUUGGAAAGAUGCCUAGAAGUAUCAACGAAAUUUCAAUUCUAUACAUCAUGUGGCUUACGAAAGCUAAGAUGGAUUGAUUUGUCCUAUUGCCAUACAUUGGAUGCAAAUAUAGGGAGUCAGGCGCCAAAUCCUUCAUUUGUUGAGGAACAUAUUCAGGACCAUUCACGUGGUAUUAUAUUUCCAGGAAAUAAGAUUCUAGAUUGGUUUAGCCAUACUAAGGAGACUUCAAAUAGUCAUUCCUGUGAAUUGGAUAUUAGUGGGCCCUUGUAUUUGGAUAAAAUCAUAGGAAUUGUUUUCAGUGCUGCUCUUGGAAAAGACCCGGAUGGAUCAGAUGGAGGGUCGACUGAUAUUUAUGUUUCUAUAAACGGUAACAGGCUUGUAGAAGCAGAUUUUGACAUAUGUUUUGAUAACUUUGGAGAGAUGGAUGAUUGGGAAUGGGAUCAUGUAUAUCUGAACUACUCAUUUCCAAAAUCUAUCGAGCAAUGGCUACGGAACCCAACAGGAGACAAUCUAUGGUUUAUAUUUGAGAGCAAACAAGAACCGAUCUUCAAAAGUUGUGGAGUUCACAUAAUAUAUAAGCAUGAAGAGAAUGAGAGUUUAACAGUUGGGGAGUGCUCAGUAAAUGCAUCGAAUGGUAUCCAACUUUCUAAGAGACGCCGAGAUGAUGAAGACAGCAACUUGGAAUUUAACAGGCAUCCACAACACAAGAGGCGCUCUCAAAACUUGGGCAAUUCAAAUGUGGUUAUCGAUUGCGCAUGUGUUGACGGUGAUUUCGCAGAAGCAGAAGGAGGCUCUGAGAGAAGUUUAAAAGAAGAAGAAGAAGUACCUGCCUCUCGAUCUGCGUCCCAAGAAAGCUAGGGCAAUUCGUAGAAGGCUUACUAGGCUCCAGGAUUUUACGCUGCCGGUGCAAAAGGGUUUCUCAAAUGAUGGGCAAAAGUCAAAGGAAAUUUGGAGGAAACAUGUGUGGGUGGUGUUGUUGCUGGACUUGUUUGUGUGCUCGGUGUUGUUCGUGAUAUGGUUGUGGGUUUGCAGGGGAUUUAACUGCAUUGCAGGUUAAUUUGGGAUUGAAUGGUUGAGUUGGGGAAGUUUUGGUUCUCUCUCUCUGUUUUUUUCUUUUAAAGGUCUGGGAGGAGGUGGGGUUGGUUUUAGGACAGAGGCAUGACUUUCACGAGCCAUUGGUGUGUGAUGAGCUUGUAUAAGCAAGUGUUGUUGAUUUUUCUUUUGGUAAUUUACUUGAAAUUUUCUGCUAAAUCUUUGUAUGAACUUCAAGACAAGUAAUACAGCUCUUUUUUUACGGUUCAUUUA